This is a messenger RNA of Corvus hawaiiensis (hawaiian crow), 4086 nucleotides long. Its product is annotated as translation initiation factor IF-2-like. The transcript is spliced from 2 exons. The record is from RefSeq and is a predicted model, not a curated record. NCBI's taxonomy places the organism in Eukaryota, Metazoa, Chordata, Aves, Passeriformes, Corvidae. The coding region runs from base 2133 to 3224 and encodes 363 amino acids.
CCUGACCCCCCCUGCAUGACCAGAGCCCCCCCAAGGGCACCGCACUGUCCCCUACAUCCCUCUGGGAUCCCCCUGUGCCAGGCGCCGUGGCUGUGCCCCUUCCCCGCGGGCACCGGGCUCUCCCCGUUGCGUCCCCGGGGACACCCCCACACCCCCACGGGGACAAGUGACAAUGACCCCGGGGGGUUGCGGGAGAGCGGCGAGCCCGGCUGUGCCCCCUCGGCCCCCCUCGCCCGGCGCGGGGUGGGGGUGCCAGCUGGAAGCUAUUUAUUAACCAGUCAUGGUUAAAUUGGUUUAUAAAUUAACAGAUGUUUUAACUUUAUUCUUUCUUCUGGGAAUGGAGGCAGCAAACUGGUCUGUGCUGGCGGCCGGGACCCCCCCGGGGGGGGGGGUCAGCGAUGGGCUGGGGGGAGCGGGGCUGGGAGCCCCCCUUCAGCCCACCCUGGCAGGGCUCCGUGGGAGCCCCAGGAUGAGUUUUGGAGUCCCACCUCCGCAGGAAAGGGGGAGGGUGGGGCUUCAGGCUGUGGAGGGCACGUCCUACAGGUGGGUAAACUGAGGCACAUGAUGUCCGCCAGGCAGAGGAGACCCCCUGGCUGCCUCUCCGAGUCUCCCCACUGCACCCCUUCCCUCCUGGAACCCUCCGGACCCCCCACAUUCCCCCUUUAUCCUCCCCGUAUUCCCCCACAAAAUUCCCCCCUCCAGGGUUUUACCCAUCCAGCCCCUCCCGGGCCAGGCACACCCUGGCACUGGGCUCUGUGUGCAGGAACCCCCCCGAACCAGCGCAGCCCCCGCUUAGGUGUGUGCCCACCCCGGGGGAUGUUGCCCCAGGACCCCCCAGUGCCCCCAGCCCCCGAUCCCACCCCGUGGUGUGGGUGUGAGGCUUGGCGUGGGCCAGUGGCCGGUGGCCAGUGGCCGGUGGCUGCCAACCAGGACGGCUCCAGCCGCGGCUCCGCUCCGGCCACCCCGUGCCAAAGCCCUUGAGCCGCUGCCCGGCCCACGCGGCCGUGCCAGCCCCGGGUGGCCGUGCCAGCCUGGCCAUGCCAGCGUCGGGAGUGACAUCUGCCACCGCGUGCCGCGGAGCCGACGGGCACACGGGGCUGGUGAGGGCACCGAUGGCACCAGGACCAGGCACAGCCCGGGGGGAGCCGCGAGGACGCAGCCCCCUGCCCACCCUCUUGGGGAUUCAGGGAUGGGACUCCUCCUCGUCGUGCUGGGGACACGGCCACCCCUGUCCUGCCAGGUGUGGGGACACAACGCCCCAUCCUGCCGGGAACACAGGGACACAGCCCUUCCUCGUGCCAGCGUUGAAGCCCCCGCAUUUUUCCAGGGAUAGGGGGCUGCAGAGCCCCCCACAUCGCGCUGAGGACACGGGGUUGGAGCCCCCCAGUCGCGAUGGGCUAUAGAGGUGCAGCCCCCCAGUUCUGCCAGCGCUGGUCAGUGCCUCAGUUUCCCCAUCGCACCCCCCAGUGCUGCCCAGUGCCCCUGAGUGGCGCACUGGGGUGCUCCUUCCCCAGCCCCUCUGAAGCCCCAUUUAGGAAGGGUCCCUCCCAGGUCCCCCCUUCCCCUCUGCAGCCCCCCGGGAUUGUCGCUGAGGGGGUUCCCAGCAGCGAAGGGGUUAAGCCCCCUGCGCGCCCCCCCACCUUUCCACCGCCCCCUCGGGCUCCCACGCGUGCUCUGCUCCCACGCGUGUUCCCACUCCCAGCAUCUCCUCUGCGCCCGGGGGAGCACCGGCCCCCACCCGCCGCCCCCGCUGCAGCUCCUGGGGGGCGGCUGCACCCACGGAGGGGUCUUGGGGUGCAGGGGGGGUCUCGGGGGCUCGGUCCAAGGGCAGCUGGAAGGGGACACACGGGAGCGGGGUGAGGGACACCCCCGCAGGGCCGGGCGGGGGACCCGGAGGGGAACACCGGGGUGAGGGGCACUGAGGGGGGGUCUCGGCACCCCCGCCCAUUCUGUGGCCACGCCCCCUCGCUGCACAGGCCCCGCCCCCCUGGCACUCACCCUCGGACCGGGCGGUCGUCCCGGUGUGUUUGUCCCCACGAUGCGCUGUCCCCACAGGGCCCUGUCCCUACGAUGUCCUGUCCCAGUAAUGUCCUGUCCCCGUGGCACCCUGUCCCCACAAUCCUUUGUCCCUGAUGUACCCCAUCACCACGACACUCUGUCCCCAGCACACCCUGUCCCCACGAUGCUCCAACCCUGGGACACUUCGUCGCCAUGGGACCCUCCUGGGGACGAUGCUCCACCCCCAGCACACCCUGUCCCCACGAUGGUCCAUCCUGGGGCAUUUCUUCCCCAUGGGAUCCUGUCCCCACGGUGCUCCACCCCCAGCAUACCCCGUCCCCGUGGUGCUCCAUCCCUGUGGCAGCCUGUCCCCGUGGCACCCUAUCCCCACCAUGCUCCGUCCCUGGUGUGCCCCACCACCACGGCGCUCUGUCCCCAGCUCUGUCCCCAUCUUGUCCCCACGACUGUCCAUCCUCACACCCCUCUGCCCCCGUGACACCGCGCCGCGUCCGUCCCCACGGCUCCGCGGUGGGCGCAGGCUCCGGCUCCUCGCCGGUGCCCGCUGGCGGGGGGCGAGCGCUUCUUCCCUCAACCUGCUGCUAUUUUUACUCUCUCUGCGGGAGGAUUCGCUGCUGCGCGGAGCUGCAGCCCCCGCGGCACCGCGGCACGGGCACGGGGACGGGCACGGCACGGGGACGGGCACGGCACGGGGUGCCCACGGUACUGUCCCGGCGACGAGCGGGGCCAUGUGUGCCACACGUGUGCCUAGAAGGUGCCCCCGUGUUCCAGGCCCGGUGCGGCCCCCCCGUGCCACGCUGCAGGUGCCACCCGCGGGUGACGGUGCGUGGGCGCGGGCGCGGGCGGCGCGUGCCGAUCCCGGGGGGCUGCGGGUGCCGGCGCUGCCGCAGCGCAGGGAGGGGAGGGGGCCCGGCCACCCCCUCACACAGCGUCUUCGUGGGUGGGAGAAGCGGGAACAGCAGCGGGAUGGAGCCCGGGAACCUGUUGCCAUAACGACUCCGGUCCCGGGAUGGGGACGGUGCUCAGAGCCUGGCACGGGGACACCCGGCACGGGGACACCCGGCACAGGGCCAGCCAGGGCGCAGGGUGACCGAGGGCCCCUCACCUUGUCGCCAGAUUUUGGCCUUCCUGAGGACACUGGGCUCUGCUGGUGCCUGUCCCUGUUGUGUCCCCAGCCGGGUGGUCACUGUGCUGUGCCACAGGGAUAAGUUUGUCACCCAGAGCCAGGUUUUGUCACCCGGAGCUGGGCUUUGUCACCUAGAGCUGGGCUUUGCCACUCAGAGCCGAGAUUUGCCACCCAGCGCCAAGAUUUGUCACCCAGAGCCGGGCUGUGCCGUGUUUUGCCGAGCUUUGCUGCGUGGUGCCGGGCGGGCGGGAGGCUGGUCCAUGGCUCGGUGCCACUCGGAGGCGGCUUCCAUCGACACCGCCCCGGGACAUCCCAGGAGGGGACGAGCCGCCGCUCCGGCUGCUGGCGACCCCGCUGUCCCCCUGCAUGGGGACCCCCCGGUUGUGCCCCCUCGGUGGGGUCUGGAGAGGUGCCCUCGAUGUCCCUCGGUCCCUGCCUGGAAUGUGCAGCUCUGGUGCCGAGCGUUGCCCUGGGGGAUGGACCCCCCGCUUCCCCAGGGGGAAAAUUUUGCGUCCCGUAGGAUUUUCUAUGGGGGAAAUCUCCAAAAGCUGGGGAAGAGCCAGGGCAGGUGGGCACAGCCCUGGGUGAAAACACAGCCACCCACCCCCGGCAUCCCGGAGGCUGCAGCUGGGGGUGGGGGGGACCCCCGGCACACAGGCGAUGUUUCGGGACUCCCGUGUCCCCACGGAUGUCCCCUGUGCAUAUCCCCAGAGUGGUGUCCCUGUCCCGUGUGGCACAGAGUAGCCGGGGGGCUGGAGGGAAUUUUGCCGCUGCCCACACAGGGGUGGGAGCGGCUAUCCCCCUGUCCCCUGCCCCCCCACCUCUGGGGAGACUCAGGCACAAGGGACAGGGACACAUAUGGAGUCACCCGUCCCUGUCCCAUCCCAACCGGCCACUGCAGCCGGGGUCCCCCAUGGCAAGGAAGGGGUUAAGGACCCCCCACG